Messenger RNA from Pelobates fuscus (common spadefoot toad), 1193 nucleotides. It is a transcript of the gene MCUB, whose product is annotated as mitochondrial calcium uniporter dominant negative subunit beta. The record is from RefSeq and is a predicted model, not a curated record. The transcript has 8 exons. The coding region runs from base 178 to 1143 and encodes 321 amino acids. Gene Ontology annotation, cellular component: mitochondrial inner membrane; uniplex complex. Lineage: Eukaryota; Metazoa; Chordata; Amphibia; Anura; Pelobatidae. Gene Ontology annotation, biological process: mitochondrial calcium ion homeostasis; calcium import into the mitochondrion. Gene Ontology annotation, molecular function: calcium channel inhibitor activity.
AACUCAUGGCAGUGGAGGGAGGCGGUUCGGGUGGUAAAGUGUCUGGGAGGAAGUGAAGUGUUUCCCAGUCACAUUACGGAGCGGCUGGGGAGAACUGCUUGCCACAGGGACCGGGGCCGGCUAUGAGCAGAUAGGGCUACCAGGAGCGCGGUACGGAGGGCGCAGAGUGCCGGGAGGAUGGCUGUACUGGCCGCACUAUGGAGGAGCCUGCCUGUGGCUGCAGGAUCCCAGAUCAGAAAUAUAAGACCUAAACUGAAACUGAGUUUUAACACUGUGCUGUUUUACAGCACUCAUCUGCCCUCUAGUGAUGUCACUGUUCACUACAGUCAUGGAUUGCCUGUCAUUACCCUCCCUCUCCCCUCUCGCAAAGAGCGCUGCCAGUUCACGGUCAAACCAAUGACAACUAGUGUUGGAACAUUCUUGAAAGAUAUCCAGAAGGAAGACAGAGGAAUCAACAUGGUUUCUGUCACAUCAGCAGAUGGUAUCAAGUUCUCCUCUACAACCUUGAUGGAAUUGUUACUAAUGAAUGAUUUCAGACUGGUUAUUAAUGACUCCACAUACCUUGUCCAACCCCCUCCCAGAGAGAUCCUGCACACGAAGGACUCAAGUGAAAUGGACGCCAUUAAAUCUCUGGUUCACAGACUACACACAGCUCUGCAUUCAGAAGAACAUUACCUUAAGAAAGAGCAGCAGCUAAUGCGGAAACUUGACGACCUAAAUGAACAGCUUCGGCCCCUAGAGCAGAUGAAAGCUGAAAUAAUGGCUAAAUCAGAUGGCAAGACCACACGACUAAUGUGGAUUGGACUAGCCCUCAUGUCUACCCAGGGUGGGGCUUUGGCAUGGCUUACGUGGUGGGUCUACUCCUGGGAUAUCAUGGAACCGGUCACUUAUUUUAUAGGAUAUGGAAGUGCCAUUGCCUUUUACGCAUACUUUGUACUAACCAAAGAGGAUUAUGUUUACCCAGCUAUCAGAGAACGGCAAUUUCUUCACAAUAUUUACAAACGAGCCAAGAAGCAAAAGUUUGAUGUUGAAAAGUACAAUAAACUGAGAGACGAAUUUACAGAGAUUGAAGAAAACUUGAAGCGUUUGCGAAAUCCUCUGCAACUGAGCCUUCCCAUCGAGCAGCUACGGGAAAGGGAAUAAUCUAAACUAGUUUUAUUUGGUUAACUUGAUUUUUCCUUAUGUGGGCAAAG